Molecule: messenger RNA, 486 nt
Organism: Durusdinium trenchii
Lineage: Eukaryota; Dinophyceae; Suessiales; Symbiodiniaceae
Source: the annotation of a GenBank genome assembly
AUGAGUUCAAUCAACCAAGUCCUCCGCUCGGGCUCAUCGGGCGCAUCGCGCUCCUGGGAUCGCUCCCUCUCCCUGAUGGACAAGUGGGGCAUUGCUGGUGCCCAGAAUGCACUGAUGAACGGAGCUGAAUGGUUUGUGGCCUCAUGGCUUUUGGAGGAUUUGGACUUGAGGCGCUUGGAAGCAGAUGUGUUUUCUUACAGUGCCAUAAUUACUAGUUUGUCAUCCCACUGGGAGUUGGCUCUUCAGAUGCUUCGUCGUGCAGAAAAGCAUCUCCGAGCGAAUUCAAUCAUGUAUAAUGCCACCAUCAGCGCUUGCGAUCAAUCAGCAGAAUGGCUGAUUGCUUUGCAGCUCUUGGAGGAAGCUCACGCUGCCAAUGAACUUGAUGUGAUCAGUUUCAAUGCUGCUAUCAGUGCGUGCGAAAGAGCAGAACAGUGGGCUGCGAAAAGUGCAGGGCACCAGGUUUCGUGUGAGCAGUUUCGAGUUUGA